UUGCCCAAAAUGCAUCGCGCGCCUCCAUGUCGCUCUCUUCGGCUCCACCAACAAAGUGAAGAUGGUGCAGCGACUGACUUAUAGACGUCGUCUUUCCUACAAUACCAAAUCCAACAGGAAAAGGAUCUCCAAGACUCCUGGAGGAAAGUUGGUUUACUUGUACACAAAGAAGCCAGGCAAGGUUCCAAGAUGUGGAGGCUGCCCAAAGAAACUCCAAGGAUUGCCAGCUCUCCGUCCAAAGAAGCUGAUGCACAUCUCUAAGCCCCGAAAAACUGUAAGCAGAGCAUAUGGUGGCUCACGAUGCGCCCGUUGUGUGAGAGAAAGGAUAGUCAGGGCUUUCCUUAUCGAGGAACAGAAGAUUGUUGUCCGUGUCCUUAAAGCACAGCAAGGGAAAAAAACAUCCUCUGAUUAAAGCUGGAAAAUAAAUGUUUUGUUGUACAUA
This is a messenger RNA of Pocillopora verrucosa, 442 nucleotides long. Its product is annotated as large ribosomal subunit protein eL34. Gene Ontology annotation, molecular function: structural constituent of ribosome. Lineage: Eukaryota; Metazoa; Cnidaria; Anthozoa; Scleractinia; Pocilloporidae. The record is from RefSeq and is a predicted model, not a curated record. Gene Ontology annotation, cellular component: ribosome; cytosolic large ribosomal subunit. Gene Ontology annotation, biological process: translation.